GGCACCAAUGCCUCUGCUUUGGAGAAAGAGAUUGGUCCUGAACAGUUCCCUGUGAAUGAGCAUUAUUUUGGCUUGGUCAAUUUCGGCAAUACCUGCUACUGCAACUCAGUCUUACAGGCACUUUAUUUUUGUCGUCCAUUUCGGGAAAAAGUUUUGGCAUACAAAGUGCAGCCUCGAAAGAAGGAAAGCCUCCUGACAUGCCUCUCUGAUCUCUUCAACAGUAUUGCUACACAAAAGAAGAAGGUGGGAGUCAUCCCACCCAAGAAAUUUAUUUCCCGAUUGAGGAAGGAAAAUGAAUUAUUUGAUAAUUACAUGCAGCAGGAUGCACACGAAUUCCUAAACUACCUACUUAACACUAUUGCUGACUUAUUACAAGAAGAGAAGAAGCAGGAGAAGCAGAAUGGCAAACUGCAGAAUGGCAGCAUUGAGAGUGAAGAAGGAGACAAGACUGAUCUGACGUGGGUCCACGAAAUCUUCCAAGGAACACUAACCAAUGAAACCAGAUGUCUUAACUGUGAGGCUGUUAGUAGCAAAGAUGAGGACUUUCUGGAUCUGUCGGUUGAUGUGGAACAAAAUACAUCAAUUACACACUGCCUAAGAGGGUUUAGUAAUACUGAAACUCUAUGCAGUGAAUAUAAAUAUUAUUGUGAGCAGUGCCGCAGUAAACAAGAAGCACAGAAGAGGAUGAGAGUGAAAAAGUUGCCCAUGAUUCUAGCUCUGCACUUAAAAAGGUUCAAGUAUAUGGACCAGCUGCAUCGAUACACCAAACUCUCCUACAGGGUAGUCUUUCCCCUGGAGCUCCGGCUCUUCAACACUUCAGGAGAUGCUACAAACCCUGACAGAAUGUAUGACCUUGUGGCUGUCGUCGUUCACUGUGGCAGUGGUCCAAACCGUGGCCAUUACAUCACCAUUGUGAAGAGCCAUGGCUUCUGGUUGCUGUUUGAUGAUGACAUUGUGGAGAAAAUUGAUGCCCAGGCCAUUGAAGAAUUCUAUGGGUUAACAUCAGACAUUUCCAAAAACUCAGAAUCUGGAUAUAUCCUCUUCUACCAGUCCAGAGACUAAGACAAAAAGAUACACGUAUACAAAUUUAAAAUAAAGGGAUCAAGAAAUGUCCAAAUGGAACAUAUUGUUGAGAGCAGAAGCAGCUCCUCGUGGUUGCUGUAGGACCAGGCCAGCCCCAGCAGGGCUGGUGAAGCUUCUCUCUGCCACUUCAUGGAGGAUUAGUGCUGACUGCCCUAAGGAGAGGAGCUUUCCUUCCAGUUUUCUUUCUGGGCUUUUGGGUUUUUUUUUAACGUGCUAUCUUCCAAAAUCUGCAUUACCUCUACUUGAAACCUGGCUGCUUAUUUUAUUCAUGGACUGAAGAAGAGAUUUAAAAGUAGCAUUGUAGAAUUUUUUACCACACAACGUUGGCCUGAGGCUGUACCUUGGUUUCUACCAUCGUCGUUUUUCUGUAUUUUAGCAGAAUGAUUUCAAUAUUCAGUGUCAGCUGAAGGCAUAUUUUAGGAUAUGAACAGCAGCUGGUUGCUGGAUAUUUUUGGUGACUCAGACUUGAGAAGCAGUACAAAGCUAAGACAUAUUGGAAAUGUCAAGUCU
Messenger RNA from Merops nubicus (carmine bee-eater), 1593 nucleotides. RefSeq names its product ubiquitin carboxyl-terminal hydrolase 12-like. The record is from RefSeq and is a predicted model, not a curated record. The transcript is spliced from 8 exons. Gene Ontology annotation, molecular function: cysteine-type deubiquitinase activity; cysteine-type endopeptidase activity. The annotation marks the transcript as partial. NCBI's taxonomy places the organism in Eukaryota, Metazoa, Chordata, Aves, Coraciiformes, Meropidae. Gene Ontology annotation, biological process: protein deubiquitination. Gene Ontology annotation, cellular component: cytosol; nucleus.